This is a messenger RNA of Scleropages formosus (Asian bonytongue), 1080 nucleotides long. RefSeq lists its product as uncharacterized. The record is from RefSeq and is a predicted model, not a curated record. The transcript is spliced from 5 exons. Gene Ontology annotation, cellular component: membrane. Gene Ontology annotation, biological process: regulation of cell differentiation. The coding region runs from base 175 to 1056 and encodes 293 amino acids. NCBI's taxonomy places the organism in Eukaryota, Metazoa, Chordata, Actinopteri, Osteoglossiformes, Osteoglossidae.
UCCAGCCCUCUGCUUUGCUGAGAAUGACAGCUCCAAUCCCAUCCAUUGCCUGAGGACCCAGUCAGAGAGUUUAAGAGGGAAGACCAGGCUGAACAGGGAUCAUUCCUCACACACGCUGGAUUCAAAGUGGUCCUGUCAUUCUCACCGUGUCCUUAACGGAGACUGAGAAACACCAUGAGCUUCAAAGGAAUACACCGUGGAUUCCUCAGGAAAUAUGGAGGAUUCGUGUUCAAACAGUGGAAGGAGCGGUACCUUGUCCUUACUGCUGAGGGCAACCUGCUGGUGUGUCGAGAUGCAGAUUCCCCCCCAGACCAGGUGGUGUCGCUGCAGAAGGACUGUGAGGUCAUCGCAGAGGGCAGGGAGAUCUUGGAUCUGCCCCGGCUGCCCCUGGGAGGCCGCAGAGACUGUUGCCUGGCGGUAAUAAUGACCCAGGACAAGUUCCUGCUGUUGCUGGCUGAAAAUGCCAAUGACUGCAGUCAGUGGCUGCACAUGCUGAGGAAAGUGAGAGAAAGUGUUUCUUCCCCCGCGUACCCGUGGAAACGACAAAAGAGCCCGACACCUUGCAUCACUGACAGGGACCCCUUCCCCGAACCCACUGACAAAGAACCAGUAGCAUCAAAGAUCAGUGAUGUGGGCCCCCCAGCCCUCCUGCUCAAUGACCAAGACAACCCUGCCAGCCGAAACACCUUUAACAGGGCCAAAGCAGCUAAAAUGUCCCAGCGGCCAGUGAGGAGUGGAACGCUGGGGCUCCCGCAACGAUCACCUGAUUGUCUUCGCCAUGGCAACAGCAGCGAUGCCCGGGCAGUGAGAGCAGUAUGCCUGCUGAUGGGUGGAGCUGCUGCUACCUCUGCCCUGGGCUACCUGGGCACUAUCUCUCCCACCCCACACACCACCAACACAGCAGACUUGACCGCAGCUGGAGACCUCUCAGGACUGGGAUCAGCGGGAGCACACCACACCUGCAGCCAGGCCGCUGACACCCCAAAUUUCCACAGCUUUGACUUUGAGGGUGACUCUGACUUUGACGCAUUUGAUUGUGGGGGAUUUGCCUUCUAAAGCAUAUCUUGAUAUAUUAACUUC